CCUCGUAAAGCUCAAACUCUUCCAAGUUGAAGGAAUGGGCGGCCUUCCAGUGGUCCUGCUCCUCUGCAGUUUCCACGCGCUCACAGCUGUAGCCCAAGACCAGCAGACCGAGAGUCCUGAUGCACUUGGGAGCCUUUUGCCGGACAACUGUAGGGAGGAGGUGUAUCUUUGCACCAGGAUGUACUCGGUCCACCGGCCCAUCAAGAGAUGUAUUGGCGCUCUUUGUCUCUACAGCCUUUCUCGUGUCUACGUGAUCAACAACGAAGUGUGUAGGAGGACUGUGUGCGAGCAGGACGAGCAUCGCAAAGCUGAACUGUGCAGAGAGUUGUCCGGGUGGCCCAGGCGUGUAGAGAGGUCAUCUCAUAGGAAACGCUGUCGCAAUCGCCAUAGCAACCCCAAAACCUGGGCAAACACGGCCUGAUGGGGCCCAGGAUGGAGCUGUGACCACCUGGGAGGAUGGAGCCUCUCUUAGAGACACAAACCAGGGACGUCGUCAUAAAAACAGCCCAGAACACCGUAAAUCCUCCACUCGACACCUCGGCCGUCUUUCUCCUUCACACGUGUGCCGAGUCACAUCUAUGUUCAUGUAUUAACCUUCUGUGUCUGAAUAUGGAAGCUCAUUUCAGUUGUGUGUUUUUAAUAUAUCUAUCGUUUACAUAAAUCCAUUUAAGGUGCUGCAGUAAUGGGCCGAGAGCAGCACCGAGUCCUUUCAUUGUACAAGAACGACCCGAUGCGUGUACUCCAUAAACAAUCCAGUAUUAUAUGCACAAAUGUAACCACAGAAAACACAUCUUUUCAUUAGUUAUUUGUUUAUUGAUUUGUUAUUUUUCCACUCUGUUCAUUCAGGAGAAGAAACAAAUUAAAGUGAUGGUCACUGAG
Molecule: messenger RNA, 879 nt
Organism: Pseudoliparis swirei
Lineage: Eukaryota; Metazoa; Chordata; Actinopteri; Perciformes; Liparidae
Gene: mfap5
Product: microfibril associated protein 5
Exons: 6
Coding region: 35-421 (128 amino acids)
Biological process (GO): embryonic eye morphogenesis
Cellular component (GO): microfibril
Source: RefSeq, a predicted model, not a curated record